This is a messenger RNA of Penicillium atrosanguineum, 1230 nucleotides long. RefSeq lists its product as uncharacterized. The record is from RefSeq and is a predicted model, not a curated record. NCBI's taxonomy places the organism in Eukaryota, Fungi, Ascomycota, Eurotiomycetes, Eurotiales, Aspergillaceae. The transcript has a single exon. Bases 1 to 1230 code for a protein of 409 amino acids. Gene Ontology annotation, molecular function: zinc ion binding; nucleic acid binding.
AUGGCCGACGUCUCAGCCGAUCUGCUUAGACAGAACAACUGGGGCGAAGGCGAUAAGAUUCAGUAUCUUGGCUGGCUGACGCGAGCGGGUAUACGAGCUGAGAGCUCGGUCCUGAUAGAGUUCACCAGUCCAGUCGUGGCCAACCGUGCUAUCAUCACUGGUGUCGUAUGGGGUAAGCAAAUCCACAAUGCCUCGCGUUUCUGCCGCGAAGGGCGGAUGAAGCUGUGCAGAAAGUGCUCAAAACCGGGGCAUAUCCAGUCACACUGUUCCAACGUCUUCAAGUGUGGCCACUGUGCCGGCGAGCACCCGACCUGGGAGUGCCCGUCGGCACGGGGGCAGACGAUACCAGUCAAAUGCGCCAAUUGCGGCGUAGGGCACCGCCCAGUCAGUCGGGACUGCCCGGUGAAGAUUACGGCAAUGAAUGAGGCAAAGCAGGCACUGGCCGACUGCCCCAUAUAUCACCGCAUCCCACUGCACUUCCGAAAUACCACAAACGGUAACACAUUGACGCCCCCGAAAAGGCCAGAUCCGGCCGAAGUAGUAGACCUGGAUCUAUCUAUGCAUGCUCCGGGAGCACCGCAGGGGGCGAGAAUCUCUCAGCGCACUCAGCAGGUUAUAAUCGACCUGGAACCAGAAUCAACUGAGACAGGGACGUCACUUGAGGAGCUCAUCAAAUCCUCCAAGCCCAGAAAAGGCCCUGGUCGCCCAAAGGGCUCGAGAACCAGGCCCAAAGACCAAGCGCGACCACCUCCGGGGCAAACCAACACUAUAAUUUCGACAAUCCAGCGAUCGACGAGGUCCCACGCGGCAUCUCAGACGGCUGCGCAGGAGCACACCAUCUCGAAAAAGCGCCGCAUGGGCGAGCCGGAGGACGUUAUGGACGAACAGCCAGACCACGGCAACUGGUGCGAUAUCCAACUCUCUCAGGCCGACCUCCUUCAGGGCAACCUCCGGCAGGAUACCCUUGAAGAAGAGCUCACUCAAUUCACCAACGAUGUCACAACGAUCAACGACACCAACAAUACGCCAGAACCUCGCCUCGAGGAUCUAGACCCAGAAAGCCCAGAGUAUCAAAAACUCAUCACCCUCAAAUAUAACCGAAUGCAAGCGGUACCAGUCAGAUCCUCUCCUCCCGCAAUCACAACCGAUGCACCCACAAUCGAAGACCCAACUGAUGACGUGUGGCACGAGGCCAGCGAGCGUAGUGAUAAUGAAUUUAUUCACCAAUGA